This is a messenger RNA of Tetrahymena thermophila SB210, 1236 nucleotides long. Its product is annotated as MORN motif protein. Lineage: Eukaryota; Ciliophora; Oligohymenophorea; Hymenostomatida; Tetrahymenidae. The transcript is spliced from 9 exons. The record is from RefSeq and is a predicted model, not a curated record.
AUGGAUAAUAACUCAAAUUAUUAGCAAGAAUAUAGCGAACAUGUUUAUACUUUGAAAAAUAGAACUGCUCCUUAAAAAGAAUAGCAUUGGAAGAUAAAUGAUAGAAAAGCCUAAAAGAAUGGACCUCAUAGUGCUAUCUACUGGGUUAAGAAAAAACAAAGAAAUGAAGAUGGAUCUAUGAAAGUUGAAAAAUGGAUAGCAAAUACAAAAUAUAUUGGGGAUUGGAAAGAUAAUAAAAAAGAUGGUUUUGGUAUUUAAUUUUAUGGAAAUGGCGAUAAAUAUGAAGGAGGAUGGUAAAAUAAUACGAGAAAUGGUUAAGGAACUUUUUGGGUUUGUGAAGGCAAAAAUAAAUUGAGGAGAGAAUAUACUGGAGAUUGGGUGGAUGAUAAAAAAACUGGUAAAGGAACUAUGUUUUAUAAUAAUGGAGAUAGAUAUGAUGGCCUUUGGUUAGACGAUAAGCCACACGAUGAAGGGAGAAUGAUUUAUGCUAAUGGAGAUGUUUAUGAAGGAUAGUGGUUUGUUGGAAAAAGGAGUGGAUAUGGUGUUAUGACAAAAAGAAACGGUGAUCACUUCGAAGGUCAUUGGGUUAAUGAUAAAAGAGAAGGAUAAGGAUCAUACUUCUUUGCCCUAAAAAAUUAAGUAUUUGUUGGUGAAUGGGUAGAUGAUAUGCCCAAAACAGGUGUAUAUUCUGAGGUAGAAGAUCCAUACACUGUCAAACCAGAUAGGGAAAAACACUUUACUGACCCAUAUAUUUUACCUAAUAUACCUAAAAUCUAAUUAAAGAAUCCAACUAAAGUUCUUUAAGAAGCUAUGGAAAAUGUAAGGAAAUAAAGAACUAUUUAUAGAGCUAGGUUUAUUCCUAUCGAUGAGUUAUAUACUGAAGAAGAACGUUUAGAGCUUUACAAAGAAUUUGCAGCUGCAUGUGAUGAUAAUAGAAAAGUUUCAGUACUUGGGUUAAAUGCUAUUUUAGCUAACAUGGACUUUGAAUUAACAGACGAAGAUAUCAAAGAUUAUUUAGAAAAGUUAAAACCUGAAAACCCUCAAGCAGAUAUAGAUUAUGAUACAUUUGCAAGAUUAAUAGCUAUUAUUCUUGAAGAUAAGUCAUUUGAAUAAGGAUAAGAAGAAAACGAUUAAGUUUAUGAAGAUGAAAAUGAAGAAGAUAUGUAAUAAUAUUAAAACGAUGUUGGAUAACAAUACGAUAACGAAGACAAUGAAGAAAAUUCUGAUAUAUUUUGA